GGGCAAAAUGGGUAAGUUUUUAGGAGGGUCUCGCUCACACGCAGGAGACGAUGAAGGACGAGCUCGAGGAAUCGAGGAGUAGUAGCAGCGGCCAUGGCGGAUCCGGGAGCCCUAAUCCUGCUCGAAGAUCCAUGGAAUCUAGUAACAGUGCCCACGGAGCGAGAUCUCCCUUGCAUCCCAGAGCAGGAGCAGCGGGCAGUGGAGCUAGAAAGCCUCCGGGCGAGGCCACUCCCACCAGGAAAUCCCACAGUCGAUUCGUGGAUCCACCGGAGCGCGUGGCGGCGCCGCUGCCCAAGUUCGGGCAAUGGGACGUGAACAAUCCCUCCUCGGCCGACGAGUUCUCGGCGAUCUUCGAGGACGCUGUGGUGGAGAAGAGGGGCGAUUCCAGAGGGGGAGGGAUUGCGUAUGGCUACUCCGACCGCGAUCGCUCGUCGUCUUCGUUUGACAGGAAGAAGCCCAAAUCGAUCACGGAACGAUUGUGCUGCUGCUUCACGCCGAGAAUUGGCUAGGUUGGAGAAAGUUUGUGGAGUUUUCUCGGUUUUUAGGAUAAUUACAAAAAAAAAUGUAGCAACGGUCAAGUGACACGUCA
This is a messenger RNA of Selaginella moellendorffii, 589 nucleotides long. RefSeq names its product RPM1-interacting protein 4-like. The coding region runs from base 51 to 509 and encodes 152 amino acids. NCBI's taxonomy places the organism in Eukaryota, Viridiplantae, Streptophyta, Lycopodiopsida, Selaginellales, Selaginellaceae. The transcript is spliced from 3 exons. The record is from RefSeq and is a predicted model, not a curated record.